AUGGGCAUGCUGGAGCUGUUCAUGUGGAUGCCACUUGCUUUGGCUUUUCUUCUAAGCAUGGGUGAUGAAUCAUCUUCCUCAUUCCUACCCGUUGAUAAUUACUUGCUCGCUUGUGGUUCUCCUGUUGACAUACACUUUCAGGGUCGCACUUUUUUCCGUGAAUCUGUCUUUGAGACACAUGCAUUAGAAUUGAAAACCCAGCAGGAAUCUGCUGCUGUUACCUCUGAUUCUGGUGCUCCAUCUCCAAUCUACCAGUCAGCUAGAAUCUUUUGGGGCCGUGCUUCAUAUAUUUUCAGCAUUCGACAGCCAGGCCAGCACUGGAUCCGCCUUUUCUUCUAUCCUUUUCCCAACUCUCACCAGAACUUGUCAUCUGCCUCAAUAACAGUAAUAGCUGAUAGUGCAGUGCUUCUCAAAGAUUUCACUUUCACAGAGUAUGAUCAUUCAUACGUGUUCAAGGAGUAUGCAGUCAACAUUCCAUCUCCCACCUUGUCUCUCACAUUCAUUCCUUCUGGAAACUCUUUUGUGUUUGUUAAUGCAAUUGAAGUUGUCUCUGUACUGAGUAAUCUCUCUGUUCCCAAUGAUUUCUCUUUGGAGCAUCAUUCAGAAGUGGUCCUUGAGACUGCUUACCGGUUGGAUGUGGGCUAUAAAUCUCUGGCCACUCGGAAUGACUACCUUGGUCGGAACUGGGAGGGUGAUGAAACAUACUUGGCCUCCAACACUAGGGCACUGGAUAUUUCAGUUGAUCCUUAUUAUAUACAUGAUAAUUCCGAAUCAACCAUACCUGCCAUAGCACCAAAAUGGGUUUAUGCUACAGCCAAAGCCAUAGCAGAUGCACGAAGUCCCAAUUUAAGUUGGGUCUUCCCUGCAAAUCCAAACUAUAGGUAUUUUGUCCGGGUGCAUUUCUGUGAUGUCAUAAACAUAACAAAUUUUAAUCUAUUCAUAAAUGAUGUUGCUUAUAAAAGAGUUGACUUUCUCUCUAAAUUUCGUCAGUUUUCUGUGCCGCAUUACCUGGAUUUUGUUGUCUCCACAAGAGGAAACAAUUUGAGAGUAAGUGUUGCUCCUGAUAGAACGGCAAAUAGUACAAACGCAAUCCUGAACGGGCUGGAGAUAAUGAAGGUCAUCAAUCAAGUUAGAACCUUGGAUCGACGGACAUUAUCAAUUAUAGUUAAAUCUAUCUUCGGUGCUGUAGCUUUCCUAGUUCUCACUACAGUAGCUUUAUAUUACUUAAAAGCUUAUAGGUCAAGGCGAGCUUCAGAACUACCCCGAUUUCAUGCAGGCUUCACUUUACAAGAAAUCCGUGAAGCAACAAAUAACUUUGACCAGUGUCUGCUUCUUGGAGAAGGUGGCUUUGGCAAGGUCUACGAAGGAACAAUGGAUACUGGGAAAAAAGUAGCGAUCAAAGUAGCCAAUCCCCAUUCAAGACAAGGUUUUCAAGAAUUUCAGAAUGAGAUUGAACUACUAUCCAAGCUCUCUCAUCAGAACCUUGUCUCUCUAAUAGGCUGUUGUAAUGGAGACUCGCAAAUGAUUCUAGUCUAUGAACUCUUGGCAAAUGGAUCUUUAAGUGGCCAUCUCUAUGGGACAAACUUUGUUACUCUUUCAUGGAGGCAACGACUAGAAAUAUGCAUUGGGACUGCAAAGGGUCUUCAUUACCUUCACACAGGGGCUGCUCGAAGUAUAAUCCAUCGUGAUGUUAAGACAGCAAAUAUUCUCUUGAAUGAGAAUUUUGUUCCAAAACUUGCUGAUUUUGGCAUCUCUAGAAAAGGCCCACCCCUUGACAAGAGCCAUGUAACAACCCUUGUAAAGGGCAGCUUCGGUUACUUGGAUCCGGAAUAUUUCAGAACAAAAUAUCUCACGGAGAAAUCAGAUGUGUUCUCAUUUGGGAUGGUUCUGAUGGAAGUUCUUUGUGGCAAGCCUGCUUUAGAUGACACUCGUCCUACAGAACACAUUAAUUUGGCAAAAUGGGCAUCAAGCUUCCAAGAAAAGGGCACCUUUCCAGAGAUCAUAGACCCCUUUUUGAUUGGGCAAGUGAACUUGGAUUCCUUGAACAAGGUAUGUAAGCUGGCUUGGAAGUGCUUAGAGGAGAGUCGCAAAAACAGGCCACCAAUGGGGUACGUACUGUUUGAACUAGAAGACGCUCUCCACCUAGAGUUGGCUUCACCUCUCUGGCAAGUUUAUGUGCACUGUGCCAUUGAUGUGGUUGCAGAAAAUGGAAUCAACGAUGAGAAGGAACAAGAUGUUGCUUGA
Prosopis cineraria is the source of this 2244-nucleotide messenger RNA. Its product is annotated as receptor-like protein kinase THESEUS 1. Gene Ontology annotation, molecular function: ATP binding; protein kinase activity. NCBI's taxonomy places the organism in Eukaryota, Viridiplantae, Streptophyta, Magnoliopsida, Fabales, Fabaceae. The record is from RefSeq and is a predicted model, not a curated record. Gene Ontology annotation, biological process: protein phosphorylation.